AUGAAGGUCAAGGCAGCCCUCGUCUCUCUCCUUGUAGGCCUCGCAUCCGCCGCGCCCCAAGGAAUCCAAUUUCCCAAGGACAACGGCAACGGAUGUGCCCAAGGAAUCCCAAGCACUGCGCCCGAUGGGCAGAAAGUUUGUAUUGCGACGAAUGGCGAUAUUCUUUCGCCAAAGGGUGAUGUUCUUGCGUCAUUCGGAAACGGUGGCAAAGACGCCGCAGCUAUACCCGUCCCCAAAGGGAACAAACCUGGUUGUCCUGUACUUUUUGACACAUGCACGACAUUUCCGGGGUGCGUUAUAGAGGAUGCCAACGGUUGUGAAAUUUCUGCAGCUAUCAAAUAG
This is a messenger RNA of Pochonia chlamydosporia 170, 342 nucleotides long. RefSeq lists its product as hypothetical. The coding region runs from base 1 to 342 and encodes 113 amino acids. The transcript is spliced from 3 exons. Lineage: Eukaryota; Fungi; Ascomycota; Sordariomycetes; Hypocreales; Clavicipitaceae. The record is from RefSeq and is a predicted model, not a curated record.